Messenger RNA from Pseudo-nitzschia multistriata, 1348 nucleotides. Lineage: Eukaryota; Bacillariophyta; Bacillariophyceae; Bacillariales; Bacillariaceae. The record is from the annotation of a GenBank genome assembly.
UAACGGUACGUCCGAAUGUAUCUCCCGGUGAUAUUAUCUUCGUCACAUGACACCUGAAUGUCAGCACAAGAAACAGAGGGAAAUCAAUAAGUACAGUUGAAGAAAGAAAGUCUGCUCAUCGGACACACAACAGAACGAAAAUCUGGAAGAGGAUUCAGUGGAUACAAAAUGCUGCGAAGAAAUCCUUCUGAGGUGUCUUCGGCGCGAAAGACAGAACUCGAUAGCUUUGAACAUGACAACGAUAAAGGAUCGAAAAUGAAACGUCAAAAAGAUUCGCAAACGAAAGCAAUUUUUUGCUGCCUGGCCAUAAUAGCGUUGCUCGGGCUAUUAGCAAAGGUUCGAGUCAAUCACAUGCAGAGAUAUGUACCAAGAAGACUUCGAAAACAAUCAAACCACCACAUACCCGGAGAAAACAAAGUGGGAAAUUCCAACACUAAAAGUGCGAAUGAUUUCCUUCCGCCAAACUCGCUCUACAAGCUGAAGGUCGAAGACAUUCAUGGCAAAAUCGUGAACUUUUCUAGCUUCCGAGGAAUGGUUACGUUGAUCGUCAAUGUAGCCUGCUCGUGAGGCAAGACACACAUUUCAUACACCGAAUUAGGUAUGUAAGAUUCGUCUGGAGUUGCUGGCCCUUGGUGGUGAUAUAAAGAUCGCAAUAUUUCGCUUUCAAUAAAUACUAAUUUUUCUUUCGGCUCUUUUCCUUGGCAAUGAAUAUAUUCAUCCCAAAUUCGUUCUCGUACUUCCGGGCACCUCAAUGACGUUAAGCCGAGUUGCAAAAGAAGUACCGUAGCAAGGGUUUUUCGGUUUUGGCUUUCCCAAUUAGUGAUUUCCAUCAAGAAUUGGGGUCCAAUGAAGAAAUCCUUUCGUUCGUGAAGGAGAAUUUCCCGCAAGUUGAUUUUCCUCUAUUUAGCUUGAGUACACUUAACGAAAGCCCGGUCUAUAAGAAUAUUCGGAAACAGAAGCCAGAUAAGCAUGUGAAAUGGAAUUUUUAUAAGUUUCUUGUGGACUCGAAUGGUCAAGUUGUUGAUUCGUACGAUAAGAAAGUUCGCCCAUUGCAAAUAGCAGAUCGUAUUGAACAACUUAUAGCUGAAGUCUCCCGAGAUGGUGGACAGAAGCUUGUGACGUCUUGAACCCUAGAAGAAACACGAUAUAAGUACAGUGAACAUUCUGUGGAUGAAGAGCAAGGUUUAGCGAUAUUGGUCACAUGAUCAAAUACAUCAUACUAUCCUUGUUCCGAGAACAGUUGUUUUCAUUGUAAAUAUGUGUUUCACCAAGACGAGGUGUUGUGUUGUUCGAUCACAUUAAUUCGAUGAUAUUGGGUGAUUCCCGUAAAUAUAGAAUCUAUGUAAUU